GUGCCGUACCUGAUCAUGCUCUCGGUCGGCGGCAUUCCACUCUUCUUCAUGGAGCUGGCCCUGGGUCAGUACCACCGCAAGGGAGCCAUCACCUGCUGGGGGCGCCUCGUGCCGCUCUUCAAAGGUGUGGGCUACACGGUGGUGAUGAUCGCCUUCUACGUGGACUUCUACUACAACGUGAUCAUCGCCUGGGCCCUGUACUACCUGGUGGCCUCGUUCUCGUCCGAGCUGCCCUGGACGCACUGCAACAACUCCUGGAACACGGAGCACUGUCUGGAGCUGGCCUUUGGGCAGCGCCUGCUCCGCCUGCCGGCCAACGACACGGCGGGCCUGCAGGACCUGGCGUCCGCCGCCGCCGUCGUCGUCGAGGGCGCCCUGGAGGACGCCACCAACGCCACCAUCGUCUCCGUCCUGGGAGACUACGACGACGCCAAGGCGCUCGCCGUCGGGGUCCAAAAGAACUACACUACGCCCGCCGAGGAGUACUUCACGCGCCAUCUACUGGAGCUGCAGCACAGCUCGGGCAUCGACGACCUGGGUUACGUCAAGUGGGACAUGGCCCUGUGUCUCUUCGCCGUCUACAUCAUCUGCUACUUCAGCCUGUGGAAGGGCAUCUCCACCUCGGGAAAGGUGGUCUGGUUCACAGCGCUGUUCCCGUACUGCGUGCUCUUCAUCCUGCUGGUGCGCGGCACCACGCUUCCUGGAGCCGCCCAGGGGAUCGCGUACUACCUCACGCCGGAUUUCUCGGUGCUCUACAACCCGAGGGUGUGGGUGGACGCAGCGACGCAGGUCUUUUUCUCCCUCGGUCCCGGUUUCGGGGUCUUGCUCGCGUUCUCUAGCUACAACGAAUUUCACAACAACGUCUACAGGGACGCUUUGCUGACGAGUGCGGUGAACAGCGCCACAAGUUUCCUGGCGGGCUUCGUCAUCUUCAGCGUGCUGGGCUACAUGGCGCACCGGGCCGACAUCCCCAUCGAGAAGGUGGCCACUGAGGGGCCCGGCCUGGUGUUCAUCGUGUACCCGGAGGCCAUCGCCGCCAUGCCUGGAUCCACUUUCUGGGCUAUCAUCUUUUUCCUCAUGCUGCUCACACUCGGACUGGACAGCUCGUUCGGGGGCUCCGAGGCCAUCAUCACGGGCUUCAGUGACGAAUACCCCUUCGUCAAGAGGAACAGGGAGCUCUUCGUCGCCGGCCUCUUCACGCUCUACUUCAUCAUCGGGCUCGCCAGCUGCACCCAGGGAGGCGUGUACGUGGUGAACAUGCUCGACCGGUAUGCUGCCAGCUACUCCAUCCUGAUCGCCGUGUUCUUUGAGGCUGUGGCUGUCUCCUGGAUUUAUGGGAUUCGCCGGUUCUCCGAGGACAUCCAGGAGAUGCUGGGCUUUCCCGUGGGCUGCUGGUGGAAGUUCUGCUGGGCCGUCGUGGCGCCUUUCUUUAUCCUGAUCAUCAUCGCCAGCGGCCUGGUGAACUACGAGCGACUGUCGUACAACGAGUACGUGUACCCGUGGGGCGCCGACGCGGUGGGCAUCUGCGUGGCCGCCUCCUCCGUGCUCUGCAUCCCGGCCUUUGCCCUCUGGAACCUCGUCAGGACCCCCGGCACCCUGGGGCAGCGGCUCCGGCGCCUUACGACGCCGUGGCGAGACCUGGAGUGUGACUACAAGAAAGACCCUGACGUCCCCAUCGCGUCGUCUCCCGCUCCGGCCCAGGUGUAACGCCUUCAGGGACGUAGUCGUCCUUACUUGCUGCCUGCGUGGACAGCCUCCCACGGCGUGGUCCACCAUACUCAUGACGUCACGCUUUCUUGUCGUG
Molecule: messenger RNA, 1804 nt
Organism: Ixodes scapularis (black-legged tick)
Lineage: Eukaryota; Metazoa; Arthropoda; Arachnida; Ixodida; Ixodidae
Gene: DAT
Product: sodium-dependent dopamine transporter
Exons: 12
Coding region: 16-1707 (563 amino acids)
Biological process (GO): sodium ion transmembrane transport; dopamine uptake involved in synaptic transmission
Cellular component (GO): neuronal cell body membrane; neuron projection; presynaptic membrane
Molecular function (GO): dopamine:sodium symporter activity
Source: RefSeq, a predicted model, not a curated record